UCGCAAGGAGGAUCUGGCAACUUACCAAACGUCACGAUCUCGGGGCCAUCACCAGGGUCCGGAAUGACCUAUAGACCACCCUCGAGAUCGGGAAGAGCACUGCAGGCUGUCAAGACAAGAGCUAAGGGGCCGGUGAGCCCCGAGAUGUCAGCCAAGGAUGUUACUGAACCUAGUGGAGAGAAGGAAGUUGUGGACGUCCCAGAAGGAGAGGACGACAAGGACGACAGGUUGAGAAAAGAAGAGGACGAGAAAGUCGAGCAAAGAGCUGAGAAGAGAGGCGCAAAGCCUGAUACGGACAAGGCUCAGGAAGUAAAGAAGAAGAAGUAUGUUGUCCGAGUAGAUGAAGGAUUCGAUGUGGAAAAAAUAAUGGAUAGGAUCCUUGAGGGUCAUAAUCAUCUUAUGAACCUAAAGGACGUCCUGGCUUUAGCGCCAAGGCUCAGGGAUGAGCUAAAAGUGCGAUUGUCCAGGAAAGUGGUGGCCAGUGUGCGACUAGGGGUUAUAAUCCCUAAAGAAGCUGAAUGGGAUGAGACCGGAACUAAGAUGGAUUGGAAGUCUGUGGCGUGUGGUUGCCUUGAUGUAGUAGUGAAGGGAAAGACGUGCACAACAAUGGUGGACAACGGCGCAGAGAUGAACCUCAUAAAGGAGGAACAUGCUGUGCGUUUAGGAAUGGAGAUAGAUCGCUCGGACAAUGGGGUGUUGAUGGGGGCGAACAGUCGGUCAGUGUUCAUUGGGACCGCGUCGUCAGUAAUCCUGGAGAUUGGGAAGACUAUCACAGAGGUGAGGAGCUUUCUGGAAACGUGUGGGUUUUGGAGGAUCUUCAUAAAAGGGUUUGCGGCAAAGACGGAGCAGUUACGAAAGCUUGUGCGCCAGGGCCAAGACUGGGAAUGGGGAGAUAAGCAGGAGUCCGUAAUAGAAAAUCUGAAGAACGAGUUGGAGGAAGGAGACCUAGUACUAGGGGUACCAGAUCAUGCGGCUGUGGUGACCAGACCUUUCAUCGUGGAGACGGAUGAAGGGCCAACUGCGUUAGGAGGGGUGUUGAUUCAGCGAGAUCCCAAUGGAGAAGAACGACCAUUGAGAUUUGAGAGUCGGACGCUCAAAAUAUCUGAGAGGAACUACUCCCAGUUUAAGCGCGAGACCUUGGCGGUUCUUCAUUGCUUGAGGAUUUUCAGGAACUACCUCUUUGGCAGCAGGUUUGUAUUGAGGGUGGACGCAACUGCUCUGGCUGGCUCUCUCAAGAACUUCGCUCCUUCAGAUCCGACCAUCGCCAGAUGGCUAACUGAGGAGGAUGUGAGACUUCACAUCAACUCCUGGUCGUUAGCCGUGGGUAACUAUGUUACUCUUGGACGACCUGUGUGGCUUGCGCCACCAGGACAUGUACGACGAUCAGAACUAGUCCUUAAGCCCUACAUUGAAGAAGACUCGUGGGGAAUGCCAGGCGUGGAUUGGAUGAUGGAGUUGGCUUUAGCAGGCAAGUACCAACUGCAUGAGGACCCGCUCACGAUUGAGGAUGGGCCGCUACAGGUGGGCAAGCACGAGAAAGUGAUAGGUAGGGUGUAUCUGCUGGCAAAUGCAUUGCUUCAGGAAGAGGCAGUCAUGAAUACGGCGCUAGAUAAGGAAGAGGUGGUAGAGCAGGAAGAGGGUGAUAAUGUGAUCCACGAAAGAGAGAUGAUUUUGAGGAAGGAGCGAUCCUCGCUUAGGCCAAGAGAGUCGCUGCACCCAAGGUAUGUUUGUGAAGUUGGAGCGGUCGUACACCUGGAUCUGUUGGCAAUGUCGCUGGGGAUAGGGAGCUACAACUUCAUCUUUGAUGCGCGGGACAACCUCUCUGGGUUUGUGGAUGGCCGGGCCAUUCGCACGAAGACUGAGGAAACGCUGGCCCGAUGCAUUGAAGAGUACUACCUGCGUUAUCCCUUUGUCUCCAGGUUUGUGAUGGAUAGAGGGUCUGAGUUCACCUGUGCAGAAGUGAAGGCACUCUUAAAGAAGUAUGGGGUAAUCGCCGAGUACACUACUGCGACGCACCCUCAAGCUAAUGCACUGGUGGAGAGAGGGCAUAGCACCAUCACGAACCUUAUCGCCAAAUGGACUGAUGGCAGGCCCAAUCAAUGGCCGAAUUUCCUAAGGGUCGCUUUCUUCGUAGAUAAUAUCACUGUCAGGAGAAGCACCGGCUACGCACCAACCACGCUAUGGUAUGGCAGGCACGCAACGUUUCCUAUCGAAAGCUUCCUAAGGACCUGGAGGCGGCAAGACCUCGAGACUGAUCUGACCUUUGAGGAACUGCAAGAUUUAAGAGCAGGCCAGAUUGGCGCCAUAGAGGACAGGAUUGAGGAAGCCGCGAGUAGGACGACAGAUAACCGUACCAAGGAUAAGUUUUGGUGGGAUAAGAUGGCGAGGGUGAGAAAGGAGCCUCUCAAGGUGGGAGACAUUGUGCUGUUGUACAACUCCUCCCUGGAAAAGCAGUAGAGAGCAGAGGGUGGGGAGUUUCUUCUAUUUGUGAGGCGGCACUUCAGACCCUUUGUUCGAUCUAUCGUGACAUCUGCUAUGAGUUGGGGACAUUGCAAGAAGUUGUUGUGGGACUACUAUACUCCAGCUCACCAGACAGGUGAAAGAAGGGGUAUGGACAAGAGAAGGCGGGAACCAGAAGCAGAGGAAAGGAGGACUUAUGAGCAAGGCGGGUCAACAGGGACUCAGAGGGAGGACAGGAAGAAUGAGUACAAGUCCCACUGGCAGGAGAAACCAGGGGGGUCAGUUGGUCCAAAUAUGCCUCCACAGCCUGCUCAGAGGGAGGCAGAUUGUCCUAUGCCGGACAGGGAGCCAGACAUACCUCAUGAGCCAUAUGUGCAAGAGCAGAAGGAGAAGCAGUCUGCCCAGGAGAAGGAGCCGGACAGAAAAGAAAGAGCGGCAACGGACCAGGAGAUCAAGGUUCAACUCAGAAUGAAGAACCUUGCUGAGCUGCAUGAGAGGAUGCAGCAGGGGAAAGAGCCUGAGCAGGUGGAUGACAAGAGUGGAAAGGGCACUUACACUGAGCAGGAGGACCUUCCCCUAUUUUCAGAGGUAUGGGUUACCUUUGACAAGCUGAUGGACGUUGCAGGAAGGUCAGGGCGGCAUCAUCAGGAGAUGGGGGUUAAGUUAGUCUCCACAGACCUACUCAACCUGAGGGGCGCGAUGAAGGAAGGCUUCGCAGCAGCCAGGGCAUCAGAUCAGAAGGUUGGAGACAGGUUGACCAAGGUGGCACAAAAGGCAUAUGGCCAGAGAGUGGACUGGGAAAGAGAAGAUGGGGACCUGAAGAAGGAGCUGGGAAGACAGGGCAAAGAAAUGGAGGCAGUGAAGGCAUAUAUGGAGAAGGUCAGGGUAGAGAAUGAGGCCAUCAGGCAGGUCAACCAGACCCUCAACAAGAUCACUGAUGCCCUGAGGGCCUAUCUAUACGCACAACAGGUAUCCUUCCAGGCCAAGGAAGCAGAGUGGGAAAAGAGAGUACAAGACCUCAAAGCCAAGUAUAGGCAGCAGGCUCCAACUACAGUGGUUGAUUGGACAAAGGUCCAAAGAUUUGAAAUCAGAGAACAGCCUGCAGAGGAAACAUUCAAAGGUCAGGAGGAAGGAGAGAAGGAGGCCCAACAGGAAGGUGAAGAGACUCUCUUGAUAGACAAAGAGGUGUUGGAGCUGCAAGGGGCCCUAGCCGAGAAGGGCUCAGAGGUCGGAGAGUUCGAGUGGAGGUUGCCAGCUGGUCUGACACUGGGACAGGAACCAGCAAUGACAUCGGAUAGACCACCUACUGAGGUCAUGGAAGUUGAGGUGGUAUUACCUACAACUCAGGGAGAGACUAUGAGACAGCAGAAGGGUCAGGAGAGCGUAGGCCAAACCAUGGUGGAGGCUGAGUCAAGGAGGGAUCUGAAGGACUAUCAGGAGUCAGCUAUACCUCAGGAGAUGCCUAUUACUACAGAUCUGAGGGAUGCAUUGGGAUCUUGGGCCACUGGGUCAGCACCAGAGGGACGUGUUGAUGAGCAGGUGAUGCAGGCAGGCGAUAGAGAAGCCUGCCCCACUUCCCCAGAGGUCCCACAGCAGGAGGUUACGAGCAACAUCUCAACAGUCCUGUCAUCAGUACCCUUGCAAGAAGGAGACAAGGUAUCUCAGAAGAAGGUUGGCAAGUGCUUCUAUUGCAAGAAGGGCAAGCAUCGAUCUGGUGAUUGCCCCAAGGGCCUUAAGGACGAGGCAAAUAGGUUGGUUACCAGAGAGUCAUCUGGAGUGUGGAGGAAUAGAAAUGGAAACCUAGUUCCUAAAGACUCGUGAUGGGGUAAGAGCGCAGUUGUAUAGACAACUGUAGGAGGCCAUGAGUGAUCAGGAAUAAGGUUUUCUAAUAAG
Molecule: messenger RNA, 4353 nt
Organism: Chara braunii
Lineage: Eukaryota; Viridiplantae; Streptophyta; Charophyceae; Charales; Characeae
Source: the annotation of a GenBank genome assembly